Messenger RNA from Rhineura floridana, 942 nucleotides. Its product is annotated as olfactory receptor 51G2-like. The record is from RefSeq and is a predicted model, not a curated record. Gene Ontology annotation, biological process: G protein-coupled receptor signaling pathway. NCBI's taxonomy places the organism in Eukaryota, Metazoa, Chordata, Lepidosauria, Squamata, Rhineuridae. Gene Ontology annotation, molecular function: G protein-coupled receptor activity; olfactory receptor activity. The transcript has a single exon. Gene Ontology annotation, cellular component: membrane. The coding region runs from base 1 to 942 and encodes 313 amino acids.
AUGUCCUUCUCUAAUGAGACAGCCAGCAUUCCUGGUUUCCUCCUGACAGGGUUUCCUGGGCUAGAGAAACACCACAUCUGGCUCUCCAUCCCCAUCUGCUCCAUGUACCUCGUGGCCAUCGCAGGGAACUGCACCAUCCUCUUCAUCAUCAAGAAGGACCAAGCCCUCCAUGAGCCCAUGUACUAUUUCCUCUUCAUGCUGGCCCUCUCAGACCUGGGCAUAUCUUCUGUCACUUUGCCCACCAUGCUGAGUGUCUUGUGGUUCAACCACUGUACAAUCAAUUUCAACGCCUGCCUGAUCCAGAUGUAUUUCAUCCAUACUUUCUCCAUCGUUGAGUCAGGCAUUCUACUCUCCAUGGCCUUUGAUCGCUUGGUGGCCAUUCGGAACCCCCUGAGAUACACAACUAUCUUGACCAACAGAACCAUCAUAAAGAUAGGAGUGGGAGUUGCCAUUCGGGCUGGCUUCCUCGUGUUCCCAGCUUCCUUCCUCCUGAAGAGGCUGCAGUAUGGAAGAGUGAAUGUGCUGUCAUAUUCAUUCUGCUUGCACCAGGAUAUUCUGAAGGUGGUGCGUUCAGACAGGAAAAUCAGCAGCAUCUACGGCUUGAUGGUGGUGAUCUCCUCCAUGGUUCUUGACUGUAUAUUGCUUGUUUUGUCAUAUAUCAUGAUACUGAAAACUGUGUUGAGCAUCGCCUCCAAGCUGGAGCGCCUCCGAGCCCUAAAUACCUGCAUCUCCCACAUUUGUGCUGUCCUCACUUUCUAUAUCCCAAUGAUUGGCCUCUCAAUGAUCCACCGCUAUGGGAAAAAUGCUCCACCUGUAGUUCAUAUCCUCAUGGCCAAUGUGUACCUUCUUGUGCCACCACUGAUGAACCCCAUUGUGUACAGCGUGAAAACCAAACAAAUCCGAGCUAGGAUAGUUAAACUAUUCCAGAAGGGUAAAAAGUAA